Messenger RNA from Durusdinium trenchii, 2312 nucleotides. The record is from the annotation of a GenBank genome assembly. Lineage: Eukaryota; Dinophyceae; Suessiales; Symbiodiniaceae.
GGCUCAAGAAAAAGCAUGCGGCGGGUGUUGAAUGUGAUGCCCAUGCUGCUUUUGAGCCACCUCCAUGUUGAUGACUGGGCUGCUUUGAGGUCCAACUAGUAGCUGCAUGCCUGGCGAGUCAGAAGUCCCCCGCGAAUCUGCAGCAUCUGGAGGAUCUAUAGAAUCUGCAGGAACUAUAGGCACCAAUGCCUCUGGAGUCAGAAUUCAGGAUCAAUGGGGUGACGCAAGGCCAGAGUUCGAAAGGUCUAACACCUUCAGGGGGUCCCUUGCAAGCAAAUGCAGCAAUCGCAGUUCGGUAGAAUCCAAGAAGCGGCUGCUGAAGCACUUGGAAGAGUACUAUACGGGAGGGAAGUUCACCCGGCAAACAUCGGAGGACCGGCAACCGGCCGCGAAGCGGUGCGUCUUGCCGCAGAACUUCGUUUUGCCCCGAAGCAGCGUGAAGAGAUCUCUCCAGCUGAUGGAUCAGAGAGACACGCCGGACUGCCCUGGCGAGGUCAAGCUCGGGGAAUUGCUGAAAGCCGUCGAUCGUUUUCAUCGCACCUUCGGGGAGAAGAUUGGUCAAAAGGAUUGGGACCUGGAGCUGAUGGAGGAAUUGGGAAUCAACGUGAAUUGCCACACCUUCGACCCGGAUUGGAUGGUCUCCUGGAACCGCUCGCCAAUCUAUUCCCGCUUUUCAGUGCAGUUGGGCAAGCUGGAGCGGCUCUAUUUCAUUCUCGACAUGGGGGACAACUCAUCCUUCCUUUCCAUGAUCGUUUCUUGUAUACUUUGUGCUGCUGUGGUGAUUUCAUUGUUCUGCUUCACCUUCGGAACAGUGGAGGGUGUUCGCAUUGUUCCCUGUGUGGGAUCCACGAUCAACAGCUGUGCUCCUGCAGAGCCUCCGUGGAUGGCCGUAGCAGAAGAAAUCUGCGUCUGGAUCUUCACGGUAGAGAUCAUCCUGCGGAUAAUCAGUGCCCCACAGGCUCGCCGGGAGCUGCUGAAUCACCGCUACCUCAUUGCUGUCAUAGCAAAUGAGGAGUUGCCGAUCUCGCCUCCCACCACACUCUGUGGGCGAUUUGUGCGCUUCAUUGUCUCCCCAGAGGCCAUUUGUGAUGUACUUUCUGUGGCUCCUUUCUGGGCCGAGUUGAUACUGGUGCUGAUCUUGAAGGACCAACAUGGCCAGGUGGAGCACUUCUCCCUGCUUCGUGUUUUGAAAGUGGCCAGAGUCUUCCGGGUUUGGAAGCUCACUCGAGUCCUGAACGCGGAUUUGGGCCAGUUCAAUGAGAUCAACGACUUGUUCAAAAAGGUCAUGGUGAAUGCCUUUCCAGCGAUCUUGAUGACAAUCCUCUUGAUCUUCACUGCGUUGUUUUUCUUCGGGACAUUUGUGUGGUUCCUGGAGCGCGGUGAAUGGGUUCCCCAAGGCGACCCCAGAUACGAGGCUCUGGUCACGGGCGACCGUGGACGAGAAAAAGGAGCAUUCCUUCGGAUCUCUCCAGAUGGCCUCACAGAGGAACUCAGUCCCUUCGACUCUGUCCCUGGCGCUUUUUGGUGGACUCUUGUGACCAUCUCAACGGUGGGCUACGGAGACCAGGUACCGAACACCGACUUGGGGAAAAUGGUCGGCGGCGUUGCCAUGCUCUAUGGCACUGUCAUUCUGGGCCUUCCACUCUUCGUAGUGGGUGCCACUUUCGGACAGGAGUACGACCGCCUCAUGAAGGCGGCCAAGCGGAGGUCCGAACUUCAAAACUCCAGAGAUGGAAAUGCUGUCAAAGAGAGCCACGCACAGAAGAUGGGGCAAUUCGUGAAGGCCAUGAGCAACUUCAUCGAGGCCUUUGAUGUCUUGGCCAUGUCUCUGGAGGAGCUUGGGACGGUCUUGAAGAUCCCCACGAAGAUCCGUAGCAACUGGCAGGAUGGUGUCAAGACCGCUUUGUUGGAUUUCCAGCCUGUGCCAGCGCUGGAUUUGUUGUGUACCCGCGUGAUUGUGUACUUGUCAGAGAUUGAAGAGAUGUGGACAUCUGAAGAAGAGUCCGAGGAGUCCGUGAUCAUGAUCCACGCGUGCCGUCGAUUGAGAUCCGCAUGGUACAGGUUAGCUGUGACCAGCUGCCAGCUGGGUAACGUGCCCAGCGAAGCACUGGCCAAGGUGCUGAACGAUUUCCUGGAAAGUGAUUCUGGAGGAUUGCCUCUUCAAACUCAGAAAUCUCAAAGGAACACCGAGAUGCAGGUCAACAAGGGCUCGCUCCGCGUGGCACCAGGCCGCAAUGCUUUGCAGGAGUUUUGGGAAGCAGCGACAGUAGACUAUUGAGGCGCUCGAGGGGUUAGAGUCUGGGCAGUGAACC